UUCUGAGCAUCAGAACGAGAGAGAGAAGAAGCAGAGACACAGAGAAGCACGAUGGAAGAGUUCAAAUGGAUCAAAAUGUCUUUAUUUCUGAUACCGCUGCUUCACUUUACAGCAGCAGCUGGAAACCAUUUCCUCUCCUUCACUGUCAGAGCUGGAGAUGAUGUCACUUUGCCUUGUGAACAUGUGAUAGACGGUCAGAGAAAGUGUGACAGUACUACCUGGCUCUUCAGUGGUUCAGGAAACACAGUGGAGCUGUUUGAACUCGGGCAGAUUAAAGAAGAAGCCAGAGAUAAAUCAGACAGACUGAGUGUUAGAGAGAACUGUUCUCUGGUUAUAAAGAAGGUCACAGAGGAGGAUGCUGGUCGUUACACCUGCAGACAGUUCAGAUCAGGACAACAUCAAGGUCCAGAUACUGCGGUUGUUCUGUCUGUUACCAUGGUAGAAAAGAACACUGAUGAGGAGAAACCAGGUUGGAGGUGGCUGAUCGUUGUCUUUGUGGCUGUUGCAGCGCUCCUAAUAAUCACUGUGGCUGUCAUCAGAUGGAAGAGAGCUAAAGGGAACAAAACACCAACGUAUGCAAAUGUGGCUCGGGGUGGAGGCACCGUGACAGCUCCCUCUUCCUCUGCUGCUGCUGCAGCCUCUGCUGAUCUCAGCAACCUCUACGCCACCAUCAACGAACCCAAAAAAUAA
Perca fluviatilis (European perch) is the source of this 690-nucleotide messenger RNA. RefSeq lists its product as uncharacterized. Gene Ontology annotation, biological process: positive regulation of ERK1 and ERK2 cascade; T cell activation; interleukin-15-mediated signaling pathway. NCBI's taxonomy places the organism in Eukaryota, Metazoa, Chordata, Actinopteri, Perciformes, Percidae. Gene Ontology annotation, cellular component: external side of plasma membrane; membrane raft. Bases 52 to 690 code for a protein of 212 amino acids. The record is from RefSeq and is a predicted model, not a curated record. The transcript is spliced from 6 exons. Gene Ontology annotation, molecular function: MHC class II protein binding; protein tyrosine kinase binding.